Messenger RNA from Chironomus riparius, 2077 nucleotides. The record is from the annotation of a GenBank genome assembly. NCBI's taxonomy places the organism in Eukaryota, Metazoa, Arthropoda, Insecta, Diptera, Chironomidae.
CGCGCAUUGAAACGUCAAGCCGUGUUGGAACUUUCAAAACACGUCCAAACCCCUUAUUUUAUAGUGAGUUGGAGCUUGUCAUACACAUAAAAUUCACAUUUAGAAAUAAAAAUUCAACGAGUUAAGUGGAAGUUCGUGAUUCCUGGUUAAAUAGUAUAAAUUUAAUAAACAAUUAAUAGUUAAUAAUUAAAUUAACAUCAAAAUGGGAAUUAAAUUUCUCGAGGUUAUUAAGCCUUUUUGUAGUAUCCUGCCUGAAGUAACAAAGCCAGAACGGAAGAUCCAGUUUCGUGAGAAAGUGCUAUGGACGGCAAUUACUUUAUUCAUUUUCCUCGUUUGUUGUCAAAUUCCACUUUUUGGAAUCAUGUCAUCAGAUUCAGCAGAUCCAUUUUAUUGGAUUCGUGUAAUUCUCGCAUCAAAUCGUGGUACUUUAAUGGAAUUAGGUAUUUCGCCGAUUGUUACAUCAGGUCUUAUCAUGCAAUUGUUGGCUGGUGUUAAAAUUAUCGAGGUCGGAGACACACCAAAAGACAGAGCACUUUUUAAUGGAGCUCAAAAACUAUUCGGUAUGGUUAUCACAAUUGGUCAAGCAAUUGUAUACGUAAUGACUGGAAUGUAUGGUGAUCCUUCUGAAAUCGGAGCUGGAGUCUGUCUUCUUAUCAUCAUUCAACUUUUCGUAGCUGGUCUCAUUGUACUUCUUCUUGAUGAAUUGCUCCAAAAAGGCUAUGGUUUGGGCUCUGGAAUUUCACUUUUUAUUGCCACAAACAUUUGCGAGACAAUCGUGUGGAAAGCAUUCUCACCAGCAACAGUCAAUACAGGACGUGGAACAGAAUUUGAGGGUGCUAUUAUUGCCUUAUUCCAUUUGUUGGCUACACGUCAAGAUAAAGUACGUGGGCUUCGUGAAGCUUUCUACCGUCAAAACUUGCCAAACUUGAUGAACUUAUUCGCUACCAUUCUCGUCUUUGCGAUAGUUAUAUACUUCCAAGGAUUCCGUGUCGAUCUACCAAUCAAAUCUGCCCGUUAUCGUGGACAAUACAGCAGUUAUCCAAUCAAACUUUUCUACACAUCCAACAUUCCUAUUAUCUUGCAAUCGGCUCUCGUCUCAAAUCUCUACGUUAUCUCACAAAUGUUGGCAGUUAAAUUCCAUGGCAACUUUAUGGUUAACUUACUUGGUGUUUGGGCUGAUGUUGGAGGUGGCGGACCAGCUCGUUCAUAUCCAAUUGGAGGACUCUGUUACUAUUUAUCACCACCAGAGAGUCUCGGCCAUAUUGCACAAGAUCCAGUUCAUGCUGUUCUCUACAUCAUUUUCAUGUUAGGCUCAUGUGCAUUCUUCUCAAAGACUUGGAUUGAUGUUUCAGGAAGCUCCGCAAAAGACGUUGCUAAACAAUUAAAGGAACAACAAAUGGUUAUGCGUGGACAUCGUGAAAACUCAAUGAUCCACGAAUUGAACCGAUACAUCCCAACAGCAGCUGCUUUUGGCGGUCUCUGUAUUGGCGCUUUGUCUGUCAUGGCAGAUUUCUUAGGUGCAAUUGGAUCCGGUACUGGUAUUCUUCUUGCUGUAACAAUCAUUUAUCAAUAUUUCGAAAUCUUCGUAAAAGAACAAAGCGAAGGAUUAGGAAUGGGCAGUUUACUAUUCUAAGAAGUCUGUUUAUAAUUUACAUCAUAAUUUAACAUUCAACAUACUCCUCCUCUCACAAACACAUCCAUUUUUAAUUUUUUUUAUUAAAAAAUAAACAUCAAAAACUAUAGGACAAACAAUAUCUUUGAUCCUGAGUUGUUUCCUUUAUGUCAAUUUCUCCAAUACACGUAAAAGUUCUAAUUUAAAAAGCAAAAAAUGAAAGAAACACAUGUGUAAUAAUACCUAUAAUUUUAACAAAUAUUUCGAAUGGUUACUUUAAAAGCAUUUUUUACAAAGUACUGUUUUUUUAGUUUGAGAGAUCCAUUCGGCUCAUGUUUUCAGAGAAAAACGAUAAACAAUUAAUUGAUUUAUGAGAAGACAAAAAAAAAUAUGAAACAUUAAUUUAAGGUGUUGUAUUUGAAUACAAAAUAAAGAAAAAUAAUUAAAAUAUGAUUAAAAAAAUAA